This is a messenger RNA of Solea solea (common sole), 2241 nucleotides long. RefSeq names its product nucleolar protein 11 (gene nol11). NCBI's taxonomy places the organism in Eukaryota, Metazoa, Chordata, Actinopteri, Pleuronectiformes, Soleidae. Gene Ontology annotation, biological process: maturation of SSU-rRNA. The transcript is spliced from 18 exons. The record is from RefSeq and is a predicted model, not a curated record. Gene Ontology annotation, cellular component: nucleolus; nucleus. The coding region runs from base 19 to 2202 and encodes 727 amino acids. Gene Ontology annotation, molecular function: protein binding; RNA binding.
CUCUCUUCUCGUCCAAACAUGGCCGCGUUGUAUGAGGGAUACACGUUGUGCGGACUCGUUCCAGCUCAAAACUUGUCUAACUCGGGCAUUCAGGGCGUCGAAGAGGAGCGAGACAGUGACCAUGUCAUCGUCACCGACUGGACCAGAUCUGUUACGCUGUACAAGGUGUCAGACCAGAAGCCACUGGGCAGCUGGACCAUCAAACAGGGUCAGACACUGACCUGUUCAGCAGUCUUCAACUCACUGACUAAGGAAUAUGUGGCUGUCUGUGACAAAAAGGUGAUCAAAAUAUGGAAGGAAGGUGACAUAAUUUUAGAUAAGACCUUCAAAGCAACCGUGUCAUCAGAUAUCUGGAAGAUUCACUGUGUACAGGGAGGAGAGCCUGUGGUGUUGUUCCAGCGAGGAGCUGUGAGACUGCUGGACUCACUGCUUUCUGCUCCACAGCAGCCCAUAGAGGAGGUCCUGGCUCAAGAAGAGGUCAUAAGGUGGAACGCAAAUAUAUUGGCAGAAACACAGCAGUUUGUCAUCUUCACAACUGAACAGAAAGGAGAUCAUUUCCUGUACCUGCAGAAAUUGAACCCUAACACUUUACAGAGGUACCGGCUGGAGAGAGAAGAGUCCAGUCUCGCCCCACUCAGCUUUUCUGCCUCCUACAGGGAUAAACACAUCCACCUGCUUUAUCUCUAUCCUAAUGGCCAUCUCUACCAGAGUGUCAUCUCAGUGCGGGGUCUGGGGACUGAAGAUGGGGCCCAGGCUCUUCCUCUUCCUCGUAGCCUGCUGCUGGGUCUUCCUGUGGGUGAGGGUCCCCUGGAGGCAGCAUCAGCCCUCAUCCUGGAUGAAGCUCAUGUAGCUGUGGUUGGGGUUCCACACCCAUCGGCUGGAGCUGGGAAAGACUUUCUCUGCAUCUGGAAUACCAACUUCCAGACUCUUCAGGCAGGGAAAGAGAUGGCGGGUAAAAUCUAUGGGCAGCUAUGGUGUUUUUCCAACAAAUUAUUCAUUCCACAUGGGAAAACCCUCUCUGUUAUACCAUUUGUUUGCCCCAAAUCUUCACUGGCCUCUGCACUGGGGAAACUAAGGCAGGCCAAACCUGAAGAGUCCAAAGCUCCAGCUUCAGUACCAUCUUGGAACAAUAUUCUGCACGGCGAGAAAGCUCCUUCGAGAACAGUGGAAACCAGGAAGACGAGAACAACCCGCAAGACUCAAUCAACACUUUGUUUAACAAGUGAACAAGUUCUGGAGCUAAUUAAGACGGCACCAGCAGAGGACGUCCAGAAAGAGGUAGAGGGUCUUCUGUCUCGAUCAGACAUCCAGGACUUGCAGCCUUUAGUUGGGCAGCUAGUAUCAGUCCUUGUGUCCCGCAGCCUGGAUGAUUCAGACUUUUACAUCCCCAGCAUCCUGGCACAGCUAGUGCACACUCGGUACCUCUGCCACAGUGUGUGUCCUGACCUUGUACUGUUGGCCUUGGAGAGGAAGGAUUACUUUCUGUGUCAACUCUGCUUGCAAUUCUUCCCUGACAUCCCUGAGGCAAUCACCUGUACCUGCCUCAAGACCUUCAUCAGUAUGUCGGAUAGUGAUGCAGAGAAAGCCACCCUGGAGCCUGAGAGCGUCUCCUUCAUGGAAACCGUCGCCUCUAGGGACAGUGACCAGGUUUGCCAACAGAAUGGUUUUGGCCCCACCUCUUUUGACGAGGAGCACACAGACAACCUCCUUGGGGAUGGUGCAGUCUCAAAGACCAAAACUGCAGAUCAAAAGACAUCAACUCCAUCGGAAAAUCUCUGUCCGGUGGGAUUACACAAGGCUGUCCUACUAAAUGAGGUUUUGCAGACGGCAUACAGCGAAACCUUCCUCCUCCCACACCUAAAAGAUCUGACCUCCCAGCAUGUUGUUCUUUUCCUCCAGUACUUGCAGUUCCUCUACCUAAAGUAUUCCCACGAUGCCUUCCCACAGAUGCACGGACUGAGAUCACCAAGUCUGACUCAGAUCAUGGAUUGGGUUUGCUUGGUGUUGGAUGCCCAUUUCACAGUGCUAGUGAUGACACCAGAGGCCAAAGGCUUACUGCUGAAUCUCCACAGCUUUGUUAAGUCACAGGUGAGACUGGUCUCUGAGCUUGGAAAGAUUGAGGGCAGCCUCCAAGAGCUGAGCAACAUGAAAGUGAAGAAGGACGUUGGCCAGUACUCCAUCGAAAUCAUUGAGCUGUUUUAGAAUGUGUACAGAAUACUUUUAAUAAACCUUUGAGCAUAA